This is a messenger RNA of Manis pentadactyla (Chinese pangolin), 936 nucleotides long. Its product is annotated as olfactory receptor 6C2-like. Lineage: Eukaryota; Metazoa; Chordata; Mammalia; Pholidota; Manidae. The record is from RefSeq and is a predicted model, not a curated record. Bases 1 to 936 code for a protein of 311 amino acids. Gene Ontology annotation, cellular component: membrane. The transcript has a single exon. Gene Ontology annotation, molecular function: G protein-coupled receptor activity; olfactory receptor activity. Gene Ontology annotation, biological process: G protein-coupled receptor signaling pathway.
AUGGGAAACCACACAGUAACAGCAUUCAUUCUACUGGGACUGACAGAUGAUCCACACCUUCAGGGUCUGCUUUCAAUAUUUCUAUUUUUUGCCUACUUAUUAAGUGUAACUGGGAACCUGACUAUCAUCUUACAUACAUUAGUAGACUCUCAUCUUAAAAUACCAAUGUACUUUUUCCUACAAAAUUUUUCCUUCUUAGAGAUCUUGUUCACAUCAGCUUGUAUUCCUAGAUACUUAUAUAACCUAUCAACAGGGGACAAGACUAUUACCUACUGUGCUUGUGCCAUGCAAGCAUUUUUUACUGAUCUUUUUGGAGUAACUGAAUUUUUUCUCCUGGCCUCCAUGUCCUAUGACUGCUACGUGGCCAUCUGCAAACCCCUGCAUUACAUGACCAUCAUGAGCAGCAGAGUCUGCAGAAGAUUCAUCCUUUCCUGUUGGAUGGCUGGCUUGUUAAUCAUACUCCCACCAUUUAGCUUGAGCCAAAAGCUGGAAUUCUGUGACUCUAAUAUCAUUGAUAGCUUUCUCUGCGAUGUAUCUCCCUUCCUGAAGAUUUCAUGCUCAGACACGUGGGUCAUUGAGCAGAUGGUUAUAGUCUGUGCUGUGUUGACCUUCAUCACAACUCUUCUUUGUGUACUGCUCUCCUAUGUAUAUAUAAUCAAGAGUAUUGUAAGAUUCCCUUCUGCCCAGCAAAGUAAAAAAGCCUUUUCGACCUGUUCUUCCCACAUGAUUGUGGUUUCCAUCACCUAUGGAAGCUGUAUCUUCAUCUAUGUCAAACCUUCAGCAAAAGAAUCAGUGGCUAUUAAUAAGGCUGUAAUAGUACUAAUUACUUCCAUUGCUCCUAUGUUGAACCCCUUCAUUUACAUCUUGAGAAAUAAGCAAGUAAAACAAGCCUUUAAUGACUCAAUCAAAAGAAUCACCCUAGUCUUUAAGAAGUAA